CCACAGGUGAUGGCUGAGUCGGGGGAGGAGGCGGGAGCCCGUUGUCCGGAGGGCCUGUGGCCUCUUCCCCAACAGGUGUCACCAAGAGUGACCUACACACGGAUGAGCCCACGGCAGGAAGAGGCAAUGUCCUUAGUCCCCUCCGUGAGCCAAAGGCCUCCGUCCUUUGGCCACACAGUGCUGUGUCGGGAAGGCCGUCGAGUAGCUAGCUGGCUGUGUGGGCAGAAGGCUUCGAGGAACUCUGGGGAUAGUAGGGAAAAAACAACUCAUUUCCCAGCUCUGCUGUGUGAUUGUGUGGAGUCUCCCGACUUCUCUGGGCCCCGGUUUUCCGUAGUACCCCUCCCUACUCACGAGGGGCGAGUGCAGAGUGUGUGACAGCACUUCGGAAAGUACAAAGCUGUACUGUGUAAGGAGUGUGCCUCAGGUUACUAGGCUCCAAACUGGUGAGGAUGUCAGCUUCCUCUACCACCCCUGUGCCCACCCCUGGCUGAAGCUCCAGCUUUCCCUCCUGGCCUACGUUUAUAUGGCCCAGCCCUCACUCGCUCCUGACUCUAGCCUCACUCAGGAUCGGCCCCUGGUAUUGGAAGCAUGGGGGGUGGUACUGGAGAUGGCAUGGGUGGAGCCAGCCUGGGUUGCCUACUGGCUGAAGAGAAGGCGGCGGAAGAAGCACAGGAAGAAGGCCCGGGCUUUGGCCUUUACCCUGCGGAGCUGGCAGCCCCUGGGCACAGAGGUGGCAUCUAGAGGGCCCAAGCAGCACUCUCCUAGUGGUGCCAGGAGGCGUGGGCUGCGGGCUGCCCUUGGUCACCAGCCCACUCAAUCAGCCCUGAGGCCCCCCUCUGCUUCCCCAUGUAGCUUGGAGACCAGGCAGCCCAUGCUGGGAACCUCAGGUGAGGGAGGUAAUGCCCCAUUUGUGCCCACUGCCCCCCUACUGCCUGGAGGGCCUGGAGGCAGUGCCAGUUCCAGGUUACAGGCUCAGGUGCCCGAAGGGCAAAGCAGCCCAGGUGGCUGUGCCUGUCCAAGCCAGGCUUCCCCGGCCCCUCGAGCAGCAGCGCCUCCUCGGGCAGCCCGAGGCCCCACCCCACGCACGGAGGAGGCUGCCUGGGCGGCCAUGGCCCUGACCUUCCUGUUGGUGCUGCUCACCCUGGCCACACUCUGCACUCGGCUGCACAGAAACUUCCGACGUGGGGAGAGCAUCUACUGGGGCCCCAUAAUGGACAGCCAGGACACAGUGGCUGCUGUGCUGAAGAGGAGGCUGCUGAUGCUCCCACGUAGGGUCAAGCGCUCACGCCGGAGACCCCUCCUACCACCCACUCCAGACAGCGGCACGGAUGGGGACAGCUCCGACUGACCUGCCCCAGCCCUGCCACUGUGGCAGGUUCUGCUCCUCCUACCCAGGAGAGGCUGCGACCUCUGCCACGUGGACCGCGCACAGGGCUGCCCCCUGGUGGCCUGAUGGGGGCAGUCCUGCCAAAGCAUCUGCAGAGGUUGGCCCUCAAUGUGUUUGAGGGCAGGGGUAACCAAGGGGAGAAAAAGGAGCUAUUUAGCUUCCCUUGCCAAAACUGUAUUUUUAAUUAAAUUAUUUUAGUAGAA
Phyllostomus discolor (pale spear-nosed bat) is the source of this 1590-nucleotide messenger RNA. It is a transcript of the gene TP53I13, whose product is annotated as tumor protein p53 inducible protein 13. The transcript is spliced from 7 exons. The coding region runs from base 524 to 1348 and encodes 274 amino acids. NCBI's taxonomy places the organism in Eukaryota, Metazoa, Chordata, Mammalia, Chiroptera, Phyllostomidae. The record is from RefSeq and is a predicted model, not a curated record. Gene Ontology annotation, cellular component: cytoplasm.